CACCAUCGACUUUUCAUGAGAGAUGUUCAAGGGAUCUGGGGGAAAAAGCAGGAACGGGGUACUGAUUUUGGAUGUACACAAAAUUGCUGGAGAAACUCAGCGGGUGCAGCUGCAUCUAUGGAGCGAAGGAAAUAGGCAACGUUUCGGGCCGAAACCCUUCUGAUUUUGGACGAUCAGAUUGAAUGGCGGUGCUGGUUCGAGGGGCCGAAUGGCCUACUCCAGCACCUAUUUUCUAUGUUUCUAUGAGUCUACUCCGUCAUUCAAUCAUGGCCGAUAUACCUUUCCUUCUCAACCCCAUCUUCUCAUUUCACCCCCAUAACACCCUUACUAAUCAAGAAUAGUAUCUAUCUUUGCCUUAAAAAUGUCUACUGACUUGGCCUCCACAGCCUUCUGUGGCAAUGAAUUCCACAGAUCCAUCACCCUCUGACGAGAGAAAUUCCUCCUCAUCUUCUUUCCAAAGAUGUUGCCUGACCCGAUGAGUUCUGCCAGCACUUUGUGUUUUGCUCAAGAUUCCAACCUCUGAAGUUCCAUUUGACCCAACAGCAGUGUUGCUGACUCUUAAUCCUCAUAAACCAUCCAACUGACAGUUACAUUUGAUGACAAUUAGAGAUGGUCUUGCUUGACCGAGCAAUGAAAUUGCUUGCCUACAUGAGCCUGUGAAUGAAAAAUUGAAAGUUUAUUUUCAAUUACAAUUGCCGUUGUGAAUUUUCUAAACCAUCUUUGUCAAUGUAUUCUCAGGUUAUUUAUUGACUGAAUGAACAUUGUUUUUGGAGUGGACACCAUGAUAAAGAGGGGGCCAAUUGGCAUGAUGUGCUCUCGUGUUUAUUGCUUCCAAGUCGCAAGAACUAGUAGUCUCCGAGUGCGCCUUUACUGUUCCCAUGCUUCGCAGAAAACUGUCAGCAAGACUCUGAAUGCAAGCAAAGAUGCUGUACAUCUGAGAUGGGUCGAGCUGGGAAAGAAUUUAAGCAAAAAGACUAUCGAUCGCAUUCGAGCCACAGCAAACACCCUGUGGGAAAACUAUGAAGAGUUUGUUGGAUUGAAAGAAGUUCAAGAGGCACAGCUGAAUGUCAAUGAGGCCGAGAAAGCGUUCAUGGUUGCUCGUGGUGUUGUUCGACAAAGCCAGGAAACCGUUGAAGCCCAGCAUUUGAAACUGAAGGAGGUUCGGGAUAAAUUGGACAGAGUCUCUCGGGAGGACAGUCACUAUCUAGAGUUGGCUACUCAGGAACAUAAACUGCUUCAAGAUGAGAGACGCCAUCGAACAGCAUACGAAGCUGCAGAGGAGCUAGAGCGUGAGACCUUUGCUCUCUUCUCAGCGGCUGUGAGGGAAAGCCACGAGAAAGAGCGGACCAGAGCAGAGAGAACAAAAAACUGGUCUCUGGUGGGGUCCGUGUUGGGAGCUGUAAUCGGAGUUCUGGGAUCGACUUACAUCAACAGAGUUCGGCUGCAAGAGCUGAAGGCAUUGCUUCUUGAGGCUCAGAAAGGGCCUAUUAACUUGCAGGAAGCCCUUAAAGAGCAGGCCUCCAUGCACCAAAUCCAAAAUAAGGAGCUCAAUGUACUUGUAACCAAAAUGAAGGAACUGGUGCUCCAGGAACGUGCAGUGCAGCAAACAGGGAAGGCAGCCACCACUAAAAUGGGAACAUCUGAAUUUACUUUGAAACCGGAUCCUUUCUUGAUUACUGUGAAAGAACAAGCAACUUCACUGAAACAGACCAAUGCAACAUUAGUAGGGCUGGAACAGAAAUUAAAAAGUCUACAGACAUCUCUUGGGCAAGUGGCUUCUGACAUCAAGACAGUGAAAUUAGUCACACAGGCCAAGCCUUCGCAAGCGGCGUCUUCGAGGAUGAUGCAAGAUUGGCAGACUCUAGCAACGGAGGAUGUGAUUGUUGGGUUAGCAGAGACGGAGAAGAGACUGGAAUCCCAUAUCAGAACAAACACUCUGUACAACACAGUGCUGACAUCUGCUGCAGUUGCCAUCAUGCUGCCAGUAUUGUAUGUGCUCUUCAGGGGGAAUUAAAAAUAUGCUGCACCAUAGAUGCUUAAUGUUUUGUAAUGUUUACCAAGAUUGGAUGCCAGUUUUGAGCAACUGGUGCCAUUACUCCUGGCAGCUGAAGUGCACUUUUCUGUUUCAAAUGUGAAGGAGUUUGUGCUGAACCGAUAUUGAAAUACUUAUCUUGCUUACAAAUUUAAAACUUGUGUCUACAUAGUGUCUCAUAUUCUCAGGACAUCCUUAAGCAAUUUAACACCAGUCAGUUACUCCAGAAGUAUAAUGCUGUUUUAAUGUAGAGCAUUCGGUAUUAAUAGUCUGAGUGUUGAUUGUAAACCAUGUUACUAUCUGAAUAAAAGGACAAUUGAAUGCAUUGCGUGCAGUUCCAAACCCUCAGGACCUGCACCUCUGGCGAUGUGCAAUAUAUCAUGUUCAUUCUUUCCCUUCUUAAACCCUCAGAGCUUGUCUCUAGCCAUGAUUGUUAUCUGUUUCAUUUUCCGUUAAACGGCACGCUGAUGCUGUUAAAGCGGCUUCUAGUGUGUGUUCUUGCAUUGCGUACCAUGAAUAUUCACAAGCAACAACAAUAUUUAUUGGCGAUGAACGAGUAUUGAAAUAUUUAAUAAACAGGCAAUACAAACACAACCACAGCUAUUAGGAGCCUAGCUCAACAUGCCACAAUCUUCUGUAUAUAAUCUAGUGCUUGUACAAACUAUACCUGAUAACUGCUGGUAUUUCAAUAAUAGUCAGCUACCAUUGCAGAAAUGGUGCGUCUCUCCCUGCACCUGACUUUAACAGAUGCAUUUUAUUUCCAUCCAAUCUUUUGAUCAUUUUUCAAGAGACAAGAUAGAUGAUGCACUGUGUUGCAGCAGUUAAUGUUGUUACUUUGCAUCUCCCUUGACCGAAAUUCAAUUCUGACCGCAGAUACUAACAGUGGAGUUUGCAAGUUCUCUCUGCGAUUGCAAGUGUUUCCCCUUGCCUUUCAUGUUUCAUGGGUUAAUUUGCUAAUGUACAUGAUUCUCAAUGAAGGUAAAAGAAUCGGGGACAAAUAGGACAUGAGAAAAAAUGAAUUAAAAAAACCAUGGGGAGGAAGGAAACUGAUGGGAUGGCUGAGAACUGGCAUUGACUCAGUGGAUUGACUGACCACCAUGUUAAGAAAUAUCAGAUGACCUAUUUUCCACUGCUGCUCUAAUUAUAAUUGGCCAUAAAAUGGUCACUCGUUUAAAAUUGUAGAUGGCAGUGAUGAGAUAAUGUGCAUCACUAUUCCGAAAGGUUUGACACUUCGAAUUUUAAGCAGAUUUGGCAAGCUAUCCUGAUUUGUGAAUUGCCAUUAAGAAGCUUGGGUUCAAAUCUGUACAAUUGUAGUUAAUUUAGAUUAUAGCAAAGUGAUCUCAGAGGGUUUAAGACAUAGAAACAUAGAAAUUAGGUGCAGGAGUAGGCCAUUCGGCCCUUCGAGCCUGCACCGCCAUUCAAUAUGAUCAUGGCUGAUCAUCCAGCUCAGUAUCCCGUACCUGCCUUCUCUCCAUACCCCCUGAUCCCCUUGGCCACAAGGGCCACAUCUAACUCCCUCUUAAAUAUAGCCAAUGAACUGGCCUCAACUACCCUCUGUGGUAGAGAGUUCCAGAGAUUCACCACUCUCUGUGUGAAAAAAGUUCUCCUCAUCUCGGUUUUAAAGGAUUUCCCCCUUAUCCUUAAGCUGUGACCCCUUGUCCUGGACUUCCCCAACAUCGGGAACAAUCAAGACGAUGACAAGGGAAGAGAAUUAGGCCAUUUGGCCCAUCGAGUGGCCCAUUCUGAUCUAUCUUUCCCUCUCAACCCCAUUCUCCUGCCUUCUUCCCGUAACUUUUAUUGCCCUUACUAAUCAAGAACCUAUCACUCUUUUUAAAAAUACCCAAUGACUUGGCUUCCACCGCCGUCUGUGGCAAUGAGUUCCACAGAUUCACCACCCUCAGACCGUGUCCUCUGGUUCUAGAUUCUUCCACCACAGGAAGCAUCCUCUCCUCUUCCAUUCUGUCUAUAUUCUUUAUACCUGUGUGGUGUGGUGCAGUCCCCAUCUGUUAUACUGAUAGUUCACUAACAGGAUUUGUGAUCUGAAUUCAUGAAUGUGCUGAGCAAAUUUUGCUAGGAAUUAUUUUUGAGUAAAUAAAUCUAAUGAUAGAAAUGGAUUAUCCUCAAAGGAGUUUGGUUUUGAAUGAGGUCAAUGAUCAUCAACUUCAUCAACAUCAUCAUAAUUGUGUGGUAUUUUUAGAAAUUUAACUUUGGUUGUGUAAUAAAAUAGGUUUUAUCUGUAACAUUCAUAACUGAUGUCCAAUUAAAUAGUUGUGAUUUUAUUUUAAUUAAACCAUGAGUGUCAAGUAAAAUGAUAAUUUGACAUAAUUUGUUUCCAGAUUGUCUGUGGGUGGCACGGUGGCACAGCGGUAGAGUUGCUGCCUCACAGCACCAGGAACCAGGGUUCAAUCCUGAUUAUGGGUGCUUUUGUUACAGAGUUUGUACGUUCUCCACCUGACCCGCAUGGGUUUUCUCCAGGAUCUAUGGUUUCCUCCCACACUCCAAAGACGUACAGGUUUGUAGGCUAAUUGGCUUGGUAAAUUUGUUAAUUGUCCCUAAUGAGUGUAGGAUGUGGGGAUCACUGGUCGGCGCAAACUCGGUGGGCCAAAGAGCCCGAUUCCACGCUGUAUCUCUAAACUAAGCUAAACUAAAGACAAAAUCAAAUAAAUAUUUUCAUUAAUGAGCCAGUGUUUCAAAUUGUCCUGUGACUCAGCCUAGACUCCAAAUGCUGACCAGUCCUUAGAGUUCACCUGUUCCCUGAUGCACAGCAAUAGCCGAAGACUAUGGACAUGUGUUGAGAAUGAACAAAAUUCUGUAUCACAGCUGACCACGCUGAUAGUCGACUUGGCCUUUUCAUUCUGUAUGAAGCGUUACCUCCUGUCAGUCUGAAACCUUUUUUUAAAAGAUUCCAUUGGCAAUUUAUUUUGUAGUUGUGGCGUGGACCUG
This is a messenger RNA of Leucoraja erinaceus (little skate), 4975 nucleotides long. It is a transcript of the gene ccdc51, whose product is annotated as coiled-coil domain containing 51. The transcript has 4 exons. The record is from RefSeq and is a predicted model, not a curated record. Lineage: Eukaryota; Metazoa; Chordata; Chondrichthyes; Rajiformes; Rajidae. The coding region runs from base 755 to 2014 and encodes 419 amino acids.